CAUCCAUGGUCGCCGCAGGCUAGAUAGCAGCACAGUCUAUCCACACACCUGUCAUGGAUCUGACAGCAGAAAGCCACAGUAUCCGUCUCAGUGACGGGAACCAUAUCCCACUUCUGGGAUUGGGCACUUAUGGAGACCCUCGAACAACACCCAGAGGCACAGCACUUGAGUGCGUCAAGCUGGCCAUAGAUGUGGGUUACAGGCACUUCGAUGGAGCAUUGGUGUAUUUCAAUGAGCAUGAAGUCGGUCAAGCUAUUAGAGAAAAGAUUGCUGAUGGGACCGUUCAAAGAAAGGACAUCUUUUACUGUGGGAAGCUCUGGAAUACAUUUCAUCCACCAGAGUUGGUGAGACCAGCUUUGGAGAGGACACUGAAAGCCUUAAAACUAGACUAUGUGGAUCUCUACAUUGUUGAACUCCCUAUGGCCUUCAAGCCUGGAAAGGAGUUCUAUCCAAAAGACCAGGAUGGAAAACACAUUUACCACCACACAGACCUCUGUGCAACAUGGGAGGCUUUAGAGGCUUGCAAAGACGCAGGGCUGGUUAAAUCUCUGGGAGUCUCCAACUUCAACCGCAGACAGCUGGAGCUGCUGCUCAACAAACCCGGCCUGAAACACAGACCUGUAUCCAACCAGGUUGAAUGCCAUCCAUAUUUCACACAGCCCAAGCUUCUGGAGUACUGUCGUCAGAAUGACAUAGUGAUUGUUGGCUACUGCCCAAUUGGCUCCUCCAGAGAUGCCUCCUGGGUGAAUGUGAAAUGUCCUCCCCUGCUGGAGGACGAGCUGCUUGUAUCCAUUGGGAAAAAGUACAACAAGAGCACGGCUCAGGUAGCUCUUCGCUUCAACGCCCAGAGAGGAGUGGUCGUGAUCCCCAAGAGCUUCAGCCCCGAGAGGAUCAAACACAACUUCCAGAUAUUUGACUUUUCACUCUCUGAGGAGGAAAUGAAAGCCAUUGAGGCGCUGAACAAAAAUAUCCGCUUUGUGGAGCUGCUGAUGUGGAGCGACCAUCCAGAGUACCCAUUUCACGAUGAUUAUUAAUAUCUUUACUGACCAUAAAGUAUUCCAACUGACUUUGAUUUUCGUCACCUUUAUUUCACCAUUAAAGUCUAAUAAUAAUAAUAAUAAUAACUUCAACUUAUAUAGCACCUUUCAUGGUACCCAAGGUCGCUUUACACAUAGGGAGGGGAAAAGGGGAGUGGGGGUUAGGGAUCAAAGGACUUAGUGCAGAGAAAUGUUUUGAGGUGCUUUUUGAACAUGGGCAGGGAUUGAGCAGAGCGGACGUGGAGUGGUAGACUGUUCCAGAGUGUGGGAGCAUUGGCAGAGAAGGCCCUGUCCUCAAAAGUUUGCAACCUGGUGCGGGGAGUGGCCAACAGGUCCUUGUCAGAGGACCGCAGGGAACGUGACUGAGUGUAAGGGUGGAGGAGACAUGUGAGGUAUUGUGGUGAGAGUCCAUGGAGAGAUUUGUAGGUGAGCAGGAGGAUCUUGUAGGUGAUGCGUGACUUGACUGGCAACCAGUGGAGCUGUUGGAGGAUGGGAGUGAUAUGUUGCCAGGGCUUUGUGUGGGUUAGAACCCUGGCAGCUGAGUUCUGGACGUACUGGAGUCUGCUAAGGGCCUUGGUGGGCAGUCCAGACAGGACACCGUUGCAGUAGUCCAGACGGGAGGUGAUGAAGGCAUGGAUGAGUGUCUCUGUGACUGAAUGCGUGAGUGAAGGCCGGAGUCUUGAGAUGUUUCUGAGGUGGUAGAAGGCAGACUUGGUGAUGUUGUUGAUGUGGGACCGGAAGGAGAGAGUGGAGUCCAGGAUGAUGCCCAGGUUGCGCACCUCCGGAGAUGGGGAAAUGGAGCAGCCAUCCACAACCAGGGCCAGGUCACCAACUUUCCUGAGCAUCGGUGCAGGAGCCACCACCAUGAGCUCUGUCUACUCUGGUACAUGUUAACAGGGAACACUAGAGGGCUCUAGCUCACAGUAAAUGGAAAGCACAAUAAAGGAUAACAAGACGUGAAGUUGUUCUAUAAGAGUUUCAUGCUGGAUUUGCUUAGGAGUUUAUGUAAUAUUAAAAAAGCAUUCAUUGUCACUGACUUGAAAUGGACUCAACAUCUGCUUUAAAUAAUGAUUGGUUUAAAAAAUAACUAUGACUAUGUGGAAAUAAACAUCCUAUAUGUAGAAAAAAUACAUACCUGCUGCUCUGGUUUGCUGAAAUAUUGAUACAGGUUUUUCUUUACAACAGUUGUCUACAAAUGGCAGUUCACAGGAACAUUUAAAAAACAAUCAAAGUUGACCAAAGUCCUGUCCCUUGUUCAAGGUAAAGCUGUGUGUUAUAGCAAACACAGAUAUAGAGCAGGUAGUUAUGUACUUAAAAGAGUAGGAAAAGUAGUACAAAUGCUAUUUAGGGGAACAAAGAUUUCAGCUGUGCUGGAUCUCAAAAAUAAAGCACAUCUGUAUUUGUACAAAUUCAAUUGUUUUGUUGUGAAACACUGUGACGAUGAAUGAUCAUUGAUUUCUUAGAUAAAUUCUAACUGGAAAGGAGAUUUGUUUUGGAAUUAUACUUUCAAAAUGACUAAACCAUUCAAUAAUAAGUCAAUUACAUGUAUGAAUGCAUGAUUUACAUUCUCAAAAUAAAUAUCCUCUGAAAAGGGAAGACAUUAUUGGACAAACUAGAUUUUCUAGGCAUAGCAUUUUCAUUUUUUCAAGCCCCAAUUUCUGUUUAAGUCUUCCAGAUACAAUGAACAAAUAUUUAAAAUGGCAUGCUCCAUUGUUCCACUGUUAAAGCUUAAUCUAACCAUAAACCCUGUCAAGAAGGUGCAGUGCAAAUAACCUACAGUCUGUGUAUAUUCUAAAAACUAUUUGCAAAAAUGUGAUGUCAUUAAUAGGGGUUGCAGGUAAUUACUUUUCAAGUGGCCGGAGUUUAAAACCUGUGUUGUCCUGCUGUCCAAACACUUCAGCCCCUGAGGAAUUUGGGUUUAAGGAUCUUGCUGAAAGACAUCUCUGUGGUAACGAAGCAGAGGGGUGGGUGUUGUUUAUUUGAUCCUGUUCUGAAACAUCUCUUCUGCCCUCAGCUAUGUGGCGCUACACAGCCUAGACAGCGAGCUAAACAAACUGGUCGAGGAGUCUGAAGAGGCUUUCAGAGCGUUUACUUGACACAGUUGAAUUUUUUGUGAAACUGCA
Eleginops maclovinus (Patagonian blennie) is the source of this 3160-nucleotide messenger RNA. RefSeq names its product aldo-keto reductase family 1 member D1-like. Gene Ontology annotation, biological process: bile acid biosynthetic process. The transcript is spliced from 9 exons. Lineage: Eukaryota; Metazoa; Chordata; Actinopteri; Perciformes; Eleginopidae. The coding region runs from base 54 to 1034 and encodes 326 amino acids. Gene Ontology annotation, cellular component: cytosol. Gene Ontology annotation, molecular function: Delta4-3-oxosteroid 5beta-reductase activity; aldose reductase (NADPH) activity. The record is from RefSeq and is a predicted model, not a curated record.